Cyprinus carpio (common carp) is the source of this 2323-nucleotide messenger RNA. RefSeq names its product sestrin 2 (gene sesn2). Gene Ontology annotation, biological process: negative regulation of TORC1 signaling; cellular response to L-leucine; positive regulation of macroautophagy. Gene Ontology annotation, cellular component: nucleus. Lineage: Eukaryota; Metazoa; Chordata; Actinopteri; Cypriniformes; Cyprinidae. Gene Ontology annotation, molecular function: oxidoreductase activity, acting on peroxide as acceptor; L-leucine binding. The record is from RefSeq and is a predicted model, not a curated record.
UGUUAUUAUUUUAAAGCUUCCUGUCACUGACAUGACAGGCUGUCAGAUAAAUGCUUCUGUAGAGCAGAGAUAAGCUGUUAAUCAGCGGGGAAACACUGCUCUGUCUCAAAUGAAUUUAUGAAAAAAUAUAUUUACGAAAUGAUUUAUUCACUUUCAUUUUCAACUAUGAAAGUGUCAAGGCUUCUAAAUUUUCAUAUUUACCUAACCAGGCCCUCAGCUAUGUCAAGAUGACUCGCUCACAGUUUGUCCAUACAGCAGCACCAAACCGGCAGGUCAUGUAUGAUGACAGCUGGGGCCCGGGAGCUCUGAUCUCCGUUACCGGCGGGUUGCGUCAUGCUGCGCCGGAGAGGUGACGCAAGAGUCCGGAGCUGUGUGUUCACGUACGCCACGCCUUCUCCCGGUGACGUUUCCUGCUUUCCAGAAGACGGUCUCUACAGGCGCAAUGAAGUCAUAGAGCAUAAACCUUCCGAGACUUUCCCUCUUCAUUAUUGGGUUGAACCUGGGACUUCUGAACACUUACAUUCGUCAGAUGAAGGAGGAAGCAGGAGUUGACCUACCCCAGGUGUUGCCCUCUGGGCCCAGUGCCUUUAUCCCAAUUGAAGAGAUUCUAGAGGAAGGGGCCGCACAGGAAGUGAUGUCAGAGGCUCUGUUGUCAGAGGGACGUGCAGACCAUAUCAAAAUGAUGAUGGGGCUACAUCCCACCUACCUGACCUGUUUUCUGCGCACCCAUGAUGCUUUGUUCCAGCUGGAUGGCCCUCUGCCUCUGUCAUGGAGACAUUUUAUAAUCAUAUUGGCGUCUGCGCGUCACCAGUGCUCGUACCUGGUGCAGCAUCACAGCUCUGCUUUUCUUCUUGCUGGUGGAGAUGAGUCCUGGCUUAGAGGACUUCACUGUGCACCUCCCAAAAUACAGCACCUGCAGACACUCAACAAACUGCUUGCACACAGACCCUGGAUCAUCACCCAGGAGCAUAUACAGGAGUUAGUUUGUCCUGGUGCAGAGGCUCGGUGGUCCCUGGCAGAACUGAUUCAGGCUAUUGUAUUGAUGAGUCAUGCCCACUCUCUGGCCUCAUUUGUUUUGGGUUGUGGUGUUCUCCCAGAGCCCGAGCAGUCUGCUGAUGAGUCUCUCCAAAUGUGUUCAGCCACAGAGUCCUGUUGUGCCCGAGACAAGGCCAGAAAUCAGCAAGAGUGGUCUGAGGCUGUGAACGAGGUUAAGCUCUUGAUGGAAAAGAUGAUGAUAGUUCAGCAGCAAGGUGAAGAAUUUACACAAGAAGAGAUGGUUACUCGCUUUGAAAGAGAAAGGACUGAGAGUUUACUGGAACCUGCUGAUGUACAGCGUUCUGUCCUUCCUGAUUGUUUCUCGAGGUUUGUUGUGGAUGCAGAUUUUACUUACCAGGAUUUUAGUCCUAGAGGAGUGCAGGCCCCCCCAACCAUGAGAGCUCAGGACUAUUCGUGGGAAGAUCAUGGUUUCUCUCUUAUGAACAGGCUGUAUGGAGAGAUGGCACAGCUUCUGGAUGAGAAAUUUCAGGUGGUGUGUGCGCUCACGUAUCACACCAUGGCCAUGCACUCGCACGUGGACACCUCAACACUCCGCAAAGCCAUCUGGAACUACAUUCACUGCAUCUACGGCAUCAGGUAUGAUGAUUACAAUUAUGGGGAAGUCAACCAGCUGUUGGAACGCAGUUUAAAAGUGUACGUUAAGACAGUGGCUUGUCACCCGGAGAAAACCACACCAAGAAUGUACUUCUCUUUUUGGAGGCAGUUUCGCCACUCAGAAAAGGUCCAUGUGAACCUGUUAUUGAUGGAGGCUCGACUGCAGGCAGCUUUACUUUAUGCUCUCAGAGCAAUUACACGCUACAUGACCUAAUAUGCACACAAGAGCAUUAAAACAAGGGACGUGUGUUAACACACAAAUUGCACACAAACACAUUUUAAAAGCACAAAGGCUCAAAAGCAAUUUAGUUUCAUUUUCUCUUUUCUUUCAAAUAUUUUUGGCUUAUUUGGGCUGGUUGAUCAGCUGCUGCUGGAUGAUAAUUGGAUUGGGGAGGCAGCGAAUUUUGCACAUGUGUUCUAUGAGUAAAUUGCAGUUGAGCUCUUUCUCUUAUCAUACUGUGAAUGUGUCUUUGCCCUGCUGCAGUAUUGUGUUCUGUAUGUUUGUGCGUUUUGAUGAAUGUUUAUAUAAGUUUGACACUAAGAACUCUACAUUGCCUAUUUCUCUCUCAGAUUGAGAGCUGAUUUAAUGUGGGGUAAGAUGGAUGAAAAAGCACAUUUUGUUGUUGGUGUUAUUUGUGCAUUUUUAUGUAUAAUAAAAUAUUUUACUAUGACA